AUGGGGAGUAUGGAACUGUUCGUGUUGUUCCUGGCCGUUUCGGGGCUCCUGGCGGCCUCAUCUCGGUAUCCAAGGUGGGCCGCGGGGCCUCAGGAGCUGCUGUUCUUGAGCCCCGGGACGCCUCCGGAUUCGUCCCCUUUCGGCUCGCUUUGGCCGCUGCCUCAGUCGCUUCGCGUCUCCCCAGAGAGGUUCCGGCUAGUACCCGAUCAGUUCCAGAUCGUCCACGGCCCGGGAUCCUCCGCGGGUCCGGAUUGCUCCUUGUUGCAGGACGCUUUCCGCAGGUAUUAUGAAUAUAUAUUUGGAUAUUCCAAAUGGCAGAAUCGAGAUGAGAAAAAAUCCUUAUGUGAAACAGAAUUGUCCUUGCUUCAGGUGAUUAUCACUUCAAAGGAUUCCGAAUGCGAUAAAUUUCCUAGUAUUACAUCAGAUGAAGCCUAUCAUCUUCAAGUAUCAAAGCCCACAUCUGUGCUAAAAGCAAACAAAGUCUGGGGAAUAUUAAGAGGUUUGGAAACUUUCAGCCAGUUAUUAUAUGAAGAUGAUUGUGGAAGUUAUUUUGUUAACGAGUCUGUCAUAAGUGACUUUCCAAGAUUUGCAUAUCGAGGAAUCUUGCUUGAUACAUCACGACAUUUCCUGCCACUGAAAGUUAUUCUAACUAAUUUGGAUGCCAUGGCCUUUAACAAGUUCAACGUCCUGCAUUGGCACAUUGUAGAUGACCCUUCCUUUCCUUAUGAAAGUACCACUUUUCCAGAAUUGAAUGGCCAGGGUGCUUAUACUCCCAACCAUGUUUAUACUCCCACAGAUGUCCAUAAUGUCAUAGAAUAUGCUCGGUUGCGAGGGAUUAGAGUUAUUCCAGAAUUUGACACCCCAGGACAUACUCAGUCUUGGAGAAAAGAUAUCCUCACACCCUGCUACAGUGGAAAACAUCCAAGUGGCUCUUAUGGACCUAUAAAUCCCAUUUUGAAUGCAACUUAUGAGUUUAUGAUGAAAUUAUUUGAAGAAGUUGGCAAUGUAUUUCCUGAUGACUAUAUCCAUUUAGGAGGAGAUGAAGUGGACUUCAGUUGUUGGAAUUCCAAUCCUGAUGUAACUGAGUUCAUGAAAAAGGAAGGAUUUGGGUACUGGUAUUCUAAACUGGAAUCCUAUUAUGUUGAAAAAAUAUUGGAUAUAGUGACUUCUCUUAACAAGAAAUCCAUAAUCUGGCAGGAAGUAUUCGAUGAUGGAGCAAAGCUCCAGCCAGACACAAUAGUUGAAGUGUGGAAGAAAUAUUUGUAUCAAUUUGAACUAGCAAGAGUAACAAAACAAGGCUAUCAGGCAAUCCUUGCUGCACCUUGGUACCUAGACCUCAUCAGUUAUGGCGAGGAUUGGAAGAGCUACUACAGUGUUGAACCUCUGGACUUUACUGGAAGCAAAUCACAGAAGGAGCUGGUGCUUGGUGGAGAGGCUUGUCUUUGGGGAGAAUAUGUGGAUGCAACUAAUCUUACACCAAGACUCUGGCCACGGGCAAGUGCUGUUGGUGAGAGACUUUGGAGCAGUGAAAAUGUAACCGAUAUUUCAGAUGCUUCUAAAAGACUUACUCAACAUCGUUGUCACAUGCUUAGGCGUGGAAUUGCAGCACAGCCUUUGUUUGUUGGACAUUGCAACCAUGACUUCCUCUGAACAG
Molecule: messenger RNA, 1654 nt
Organism: Notechis scutatus (mainland tiger snake)
Lineage: Eukaryota; Metazoa; Chordata; Lepidosauria; Squamata; Elapidae
Gene: HEXB
Product: hexosaminidase subunit beta
Biological process (GO): ganglioside catabolic process; glycosaminoglycan metabolic process; carbohydrate metabolic process
Cellular component (GO): lysosome; membrane
Molecular function (GO): beta-N-acetylhexosaminidase activity
Source: RefSeq, a predicted model, not a curated record